Messenger RNA from Chrysochloris asiatica (Cape golden mole), 4895 nucleotides. RefSeq names its product family with sequence similarity 214, member A (gene ATOSA). The transcript is spliced from 14 exons. Lineage: Eukaryota; Metazoa; Chordata; Mammalia; Afrosoricida; Chrysochloridae. The record is from RefSeq and is a predicted model, not a curated record.
AUGAACCUGGUUGGCUCUAUUUCUCCAGGAUCUCCUGGUAUAGUUGGCUAUAAAAAGAGUAGCUCCGAUUCCUGGUCCCAGGUCCCAAACGCUCGCUGCAGCCAGCUUGCAGCGAGGGCAGGAGGAGACCACCACUGCAGCGCCUCCCGCCUCCGGGUCAUCGACCCUUCCCAGCCCCCUCUCAGCCGCUGUCCUUCACGCCCUCGUGCUCUCCAGCCGGGACACCUGCCCAGAGAACCCGGCCCCCAGGCUAGCGCCCGGGGCGUGUGGCAACGUUGCCAUAACAACGGGCCCCAGGCCGCAGAGGCCGCUGGGGAGGAAGUGACGAGCGGUGGGUUGGCUGUUGUUGGGACACGUGACCCGGGCAGUGUUUUGACAGGGCAAACAGCAGAGAAAGAACUGGGCGAGCGAGGGGGAACAGGAGCUGGGGCGCCAGAUCUAGGGACAGCUGGGCGAGGAGCUGGCAGAGGCGCGGCACGGGCGGGCGAAAUCCGGGGGCCGCGGGGCUCUGGUGGGAGCAGGGCAGGACGAGGGGCUGAGCGCAGGGACUGGAAGCAGGCGGCGGCUGAGGCGGGGGUGGAUGGCCACAGGGGCGCCGGGGAGCCGCGUCGGGCUUGGCAUCUCGUGCUCCCAUGGUCCACUAACGCAGCCCUGGGGGCAGCUGUACGCAGCACACCGCUCUCGCCGGCCGUGCGCCUCCUGGAGCCCCAGAACUGAAGUCGCAGACUCAGUGGGGAGCCUGUUGAAAGAGUCCCACACGUGUAUUUUUCAAAGCAGUCUGGGUGGAAAUUGGAUGUGAAAAUGAAGCCAGAUCGAGAUACUCUAGAUGAAUAUUUUGAAUAUGACGCAGAGGAGUUCUUGGUCUCUUUGGCCUUGCUAAUCACCGAAGGACGAACACCUGAAUGUUCUGUAAAAGGUCGAACGGAAAGUUUUCAUUGCCCUCCAGCACAGUCCUGUUACCCAGGAACAAGCAAACAUGAAUGUAACGACAAACUGGCCCAGUGUCGCCAAGCCAGACGAACCAGGUCUGAGGUUGCUUUAUUGUGGAAGAACAGCCUUCCAAUCAUGGUGGAAGUGAUACUGCUUCCAGACUGCUGCUACAGUGACGAUGGGCCCACCACAGAAGGGAUUGACCUAAAUGAUCCUGCAAUGAAGCAAGACGCGUUAUUAUUGGAAAGAUGGAUCUUGGAGCCAGUUCCUAGACAGAAUGGAGAUCGUUUUAUUGAAGAGAAGACUCUUCUACUGGCUGUCCGCUCCUUUGUGUUUUUUUCUCAGUUAAGUGCUUGGCUGAGUGUUUCCCAUGGUGCUAUUCCACGGAAUAUUCUUUACAGAAUCAGUGCUGCUGAUGUCGACCUACAGUGGAAUUUUUCCCAGACACCAAUUGAACAUGUGUUUCCUGUUCCCAAUGUUUCUCAUAAUGUGGCCUUGAAAGUCAGCGUCCAGUCCUUGCCCAGACAGUCUAAUUACCCAGUUCUCACCUGUAGUAUUCACACUAAUAUUGGCCUUUAUGAGAACAGAAUUCAAGAACAUGAACUUCAGACCCAUCAGCACCGCAAUUCUAAUGAAGUAGAACAAUGUACAAACAGUUCACAGCGUCUGUGCAGCAAACACACUUGGACCAUGGCACCUGAAAGUGUACUGCAUACAAAACAUUGCACAACUCCAGAAUAUACCACAACUGUCAAAAAUGUCAAACUCUACCCAGGCACUGGCAGUAAAGCCGACUAUGGAGCAUCCCAAGCCAAUCUUCUGGGCUUCAGUAGUAUGGAAGACGGAAAAUCACAGGAGACAUCAGUGAGAACUUUAAAAUCCUUUUCACUGACUGACCCCAGUGUUUCUAGUCACCAGAAUUCCUGGCAGUCAGUUGGUGAGACUAAUCCCUUAAUAGGCUCUUUAAUUCAGGAGCAACAGGAUGUUAUUGCAAGAAUUGCAAGAAUUGCUCAGCAUUUGAUACAUUGUGAUCCAAGCACUUCACGUGUUCCUGGACCUCCAUUUAAUACACCAGAGUCUAGUUCACUUAAUUCAAAAUUUUUCCGAGUUUCACCAGAAAAUGAAAGUGUGAAGAAGUGUAAGGAAACUUUCUCCAUUUCUUUUGGUAAUCCAGAGUUUACCUCACCAGAAGACACCAAUGAGGGGAAAAUGCGAGUAAAGCCAGAAACCCCUCGAAGCGAAACUGGUAUUUCUAAUGGUCUUUAUUCUCGUCAGCCCAUAGGUGAGACUAACCCUUUGAUAGGCUCCUUGCUCCAUGAGCGCCAAGAUGUGAUCGCGAGGAUCGCGCAACACCUGGAACACAUUGAUCCCACAGUUCCGCAUAUCCCUCAACAGUCGUUCAAAAUGCACGACUCCAGAUUGGUUCCGUCUAAAGUGUUUAGAAGUUCCUAUGAAGACAAAAAUUUGUUGAAAAAAACCAAGGAUGAUGAUGUCUCAGUUUCCAUUUCCUGUCCAAAAUUUUCCUUGUUAGAAGACAGCAAUGAAGGAAAAAACAUAAUACCUGAUCAAUCUUUUCGUUCUCUUAAAUGCAGUAAGAUGACGUGUUCUUUGAAACCUCAAAUAAGAAGAAAUCAGUACCAGGAAAAUUCUGGUGAAAUCAUCCAAAGUACAUUUCAGGAGACACAGAACAAAGCUACUAAUUUAUUGACUUCCUCAAAUUUGUCUCCCUGUAAAGAAAAUAACUUAGAUUUGACAAAUAGAUUGGAAAAUACACUUUCUGGGUAUCAAUUCAAGGAGCAAGACAUUAGCAAUGGAAUUGAUAAACAGUAUUCAAAUGACAACAGUAUUGAUAAACAGCUUUGCAUGAAUAAAUACAAGGAAAAACUGAUAAGAAAGGAAAAUUGUGAUCCAGAAGCUUUUAACACUCAUCAAAUUGACUGUAAAAUAAAAGUCACUAUGUUGGAAAUGUCUGAAUUUCUGCACAAACAGGAAAAGAAGUGUUCAAAUAAAGACUCAAAAAGGCCUAAGACGUGUGAGAAAAAUGCUCAACUUAGUAGUAUAGAAAAUUAUUGUAAUAAAGAUACUGAAGGUUUCAAGUGCAAAAAGCCAGACCAGUUAAAAAAUGAACAGUAUAAGAAUGAAGACACAACUGAUGAAAAAGCUCUAAACUGUUCUCGGAGAAAGGCUGUAAAAGACUGCUUGUCUACAUGUGAACGACUGAAAAAUCCAGAGACACUGAGGACUAUAUCACUGAAGCAGUCAAAUAUCUGGCGAAAGCAUAAUUUUCAUUCCUUGGAUGGAACUUCAACUAGGGCCUUUCAUCCUCAAACUGGAUUGCCUCUUCUCUCAAGUCCUGUUCCUCAAAGAAAAACACAGUCAGGUUGUUUUGAUCUGGAUUCUUCAUUACUGCAUUUGAAAAGCUUGUCAUCUAGAAGCCCUCAACCAUGUUUAAACAUUGAAGAUGAUCCAGGUAUUCAUGAAAAACCAUUUCUGAGUUCUAGUGCUCCACCUGUAACAAGUCUAAGUCUCCUAGGAAAUUUUGAGGAAUCCGUCUUGAACUAUCGUUUAGACCCGCUUGGCAUUGUUGAUGGUUUUACUGCCGAGGUGGGGGCAAGUGGUGUUUUCUGCCCUACACACUUGACUCUUCCAGUAGAAGUGUCAUUCUACAGUGUUUCUGAUGAUAAUGCUCCCUCUCCUUAUAUGGGUGUGAUUACUUUAGAGUCCCUUGGUAAAAGGGGUUAUCGAGUCCCUCCUUCAGGAACAAUACAAGUGACCUUAUUUAAUCCUAAUAAGACUGUGGUGAAGAUGUUUGUUGUGAUAUAUGAUUUACGAGAUAUGCCAGCCAAUCAUCAGACAUUCCUACGACAAAGAACUUUUUCUGUACCUGUUAAACAAGAAAUGAAGAGAAGUGUUAAUAAAGAGAACAUCCGACAUGCUGAAGAACGGUUACUACGCUACCUCAUACAUCUGAGGUUCCAGAGUUCUAAAUCUGGGAAGAUCUACCUCCAUCGAGAUGUACGACUCCUGUUCUCUAGAAAGUCAAUGGAAGUUGAUAGCGGUGCUGCAUAUGAACUCAAAUCUUAUACUGAAUCGCCAACAAACCCUCAAUUUUCACCAAGAUGUUAAUAAGGAGUGACAAUUUAAAGUGUUUGCUCAGUACCCAAGUUUGAAAGUAAAAAUUAGCUUAGAACGGAGUGUACCAAAUUACCAUCCAAGAGAGCGGAUCCUCUCCUGUUGUCCUGGACCAGUUUUUAUUAAAGGAUUUCUGAGUUGAAAUCCACAUAUUCCAAGUAGACUGGAAACACUCAUGUCCUAAUCCUUUUUGUACUGUUGAAACCACUUCAUUGGACAUGUUGCCAUAGCAAAACCCCCAGUUAGAUUAGUGUUUACACAUUUUAUUUCUCAGUUAUUUAAUAUUUAAUGUUUCCCUUAAUACUCAAGUGAUGUUUGUCUCUAGUGUUCUAAUGUAGCACAAACCCUAUGUAAAAUCAUACUAUGUAUUUUUGACGUUAACAUUGAAAUCUGAAAUAUAUGCACAAGUCUUUAAUUUUGUGUGAUGUGUUUUAAGUACUAUUCAUUUAAGUUAUUUGAAAAUGAGGAUGAAAUGUUCAGCUUCUUUAAGAUUAACGCACUAUGCAAGCAUGUGUCCCUUCAUUUUUAUGAAGUUUCAUUUUUAUGAGACCCCAUCCAGGUUGCUGCCUCACAUCCUAGUCCUUCAGCAUGCUGUACUGGCAGGGCAGUGAGGACUAAGCUGCAUCACAUCUCCCCUUGCAGACUCAUAUCAUCAUGCCCAUUCAAAUGCCCUCUAGGGUCCCUUAUCCCAAAAGCAGUUCUAUUUUUCCUUAAUCACUACUAUAGACUUUACAUUAAAUUGCUGUCCCAUGCUAGAUAGCUUUCUCAAAUUGUUAAAAGAAUAUGUACUUUGAAAACAAAUUAGUAUUUAUAUUGUAAAUAUAUACAAAAAA